This is a messenger RNA of Haplochromis burtoni (Burton's mouthbrooder), 2093 nucleotides long. It is a transcript of the gene use1, whose product is annotated as unconventional SNARE in the ER 1 homolog (S. cerevisiae). Gene Ontology annotation, molecular function: SNAP receptor activity. Lineage: Eukaryota; Metazoa; Chordata; Actinopteri; Cichliformes; Cichlidae. The record is from RefSeq and is a predicted model, not a curated record. Gene Ontology annotation, cellular component: endoplasmic reticulum; SNARE complex. Bases 66 to 830 code for a protein of 254 amino acids. Gene Ontology annotation, biological process: retrograde vesicle-mediated transport, Golgi to endoplasmic reticulum. The transcript is spliced from 8 exons.
AUAACGUCUGCGCCGCUCUGCUUGACGUCAAACUGCUGCGCCGCUGUGUCGGCUUCAAACCAAACAUGGCUUCCAGACUAGAAAUCAAUUUCAUCAGGUUAUUGUCUCGCUGUGAGUCUUUGGCGUCGGAGAAACGGGGAGAGACGGAGUGGAGGCUUGAAAAGUAUGUGGGCGCCCUGGAAGAGAUGCUGGUGGCUCUGAGGAAAAGCCCGAGCAAACCAACACCAGAGGUCCUGGCUGAAUACACGAGAAAAGUCAACUUUCUGAAAGGAACUCUAGAAGCAGAGAAGCUGUCUUCGCCAACAGAAAAAGCUCUAGCUAAUCAGUUCCUCGCCCCCGGUCGGACGGCCACGAUGGCCAACGAGAGGAUGUCUGUCACUAAAAAAGUCCACACGCAGACGAAGGCGCGGUGCACGGGAGAGAUGAGGGACGAGCUGCUCAGCACGGGGUCGUCGGGAAAAGACGGAGACUUGAGGAACCGAAGAUGUUUUCCUCUGGACGAGCGUCAGUCUGCCGCAGAGCUGGACGCCGUCCUGCAGCAUCACCACAACCUGCAGGAGAAGCUGGCUGAAGACAUGCUGAACCUGGCCAGAAAUCUGAAGAACAACACUUUGGCUGCGCAGAACAUCAUCAAACAAGACAACCAGACUCUGAGCCAGUCCAUGCGUCAGGCGGACCUGAACUUCGAGAAGCUGAAGACGGAGUCCGAGCGGUUGGAGCAGCACACGAAGAAGUCUGUGAACUGGCUGCUGUGGCUGAUGCUCAUCCUAGUCUCCUUCACCUUUAUCAGCAUGAUCCUCUUCAUCAGAAUCUUCCCCAGACUCAGAUGAUGACCGUGAUCAUCCUCUGAACUCUUAGUCCCGACACGCUCCCGUGUUUACAAGAGCAGAGUCUUCACAGGCCUCCGUAGAGCUACAGCGAUACAGAUCAGUAGCUGUCAGCACCAAAACAAAUCAGUUUCACGGACUGUCACUUAACACUUUUGAAACUGAAAUCUUUCUCCUCCACAUUAAAGUUUAAAUCAUGACUCGAAGCGCCAGAAUUCUCUUUUUUGACACAGCAGAAUCUGCUGGGAGCAACAGCAAAGUCUUAAUGCACGGACGGCGGGACCUGAGCCUUAACUAUUUUAACCCUCAUCAGGACGGCUGCGAGCCAAUCAACACAUGUAUGCACUUUAUCACCAAGUGAAACUACAAACACACACUCGUCUUUGGUGGAGCAUCUGUUUAGUACUCGUGCACACUGAAAGGCGUUCAUGGACCGUCGCCGUCAGCUGUAACUCAGUUUGUAACAAAUGUGCCAUCGUUUGCUAAUGCUUUACCUUAAAUCCCCAGUUUAGUAUAUUUGAUUUAAACAUCAUAUAACACACUGAUGUGGCUGUAAGCAGAUAGAAACAUGCUGUACAUUUUUAUGCUAGGUCACGUUUCUACACAUCCAGUUCUGACCUGAGGGGCUGAAAAUGAAGAAGAGUCAAAAACUGCAGUUCCACCAGUGGCCACUUGAGGCCCACUCCCAGAUUGAGUCAUUUACCCACAGACUCGCAUGUUAAAAUGCAGCAUUACAGUAGAAGUAAGCACAUCAACAGCCUGCUACUAGAACCAGUUUCAUCUUGACCUUUUUGACAACUUUACUGUUUCCUUUCUUUCUUACCUCACUUGUUUAAACCUUGCUGAGGCUUAAAGUCGGGCCAAGGUGGAUGUGAGACAGGCAGCUGCAGGCCUGUGUCUGUGAUUCACCUGCAGUUUGCUCUCACAUGUGGUGGCUUCCAGUCCAAAAAACAACAACGUAGCGAUGACCAAAAUCACAAACCACAGGGUGAUGUGCUUUAAAGUAAAGCAUCACCAGCUGUUCACUGAAAGCAGCUCGGUAAACUCGCACUGGUGUUUAUCACUUAAAUGUUUAAACGUCGUUAAGGGUCAGAGCCAGCGUCGUCAGCCCUGUUAUAGUCGGUUUCCUGCGUCAGGUGAUCCUGUUUGUUCACGUCCUGUUUGACGGCUCACGUGUUGUGCGUAGUAUCACUAAAAUGUCAUCUGAUUCAAGAGAGAAAUAAAAUAAUUUAAUUUCCCUCCGUCGUUGUCAUUGUGAGUCCAGAG